AUGGGAGAAGCAAAAAGAAAGAAUACAAAGGAAAAAAAAAGUGGUCUUAGCCCCAUUUUAAAAAUUUCUUUAUUUACCUUCUUAGUAUGGAUAGCUAAAAGUUCCAACAAUGAUGGACACUAUGGAGGCGCAAAUGGGGCGCCGAACUUGGAAAAGUCAGUGACCUUAAGAAAUGGUAGAUUGUUAUCAGAGCAACCCCAAAUAGAAUUCGAAUCCGUGUUUAACACAUUCAAAGAUGGUUUCUUAGAUAAAAUGGGAUUAGGAGAUCAGGAACAGAACCAAAUUAAAGAUAUUAUGCAUUCAUAUUUUAAAAAUUUAGAUUUAUCGGCUUUAGAACGACAGAUUCAACAAAAUCCAGAAAUGUUCCAACAAUUUGCACCAAAUCCAAAUAUGCCUGAUCAGAUUCAGAUACCAUCCAAUUUUCUCCAACAGUUCCCACCCCUCCCUGGUAUGCUGAAUCCGUUUAAUUUCCCACCAAAUUUCCUGGAAACCUCCCCCCCCCCACCCAAUAUGCUUGAGGAGUUUCAAAAAGAUCUGAACAAGUUGGGUCCCUUCGGUCCACUCCCUCCAAACAUGUCCUUGCCUUCCGGAGCUGGCACAGGUGCUAGCUCAGACCGAGAAUCUCAGCCGGAAACUAUCCCAAGCUUUGAUGCAGAAUCUCAGCCGGAAACUAGCCCAAGUUUUGAUGCAGAAUCCCAACCAGAAACUAGCGAAGGGUUAGAUUUAGAACAUCAACUUGGUACAGGUUCGAAGGAAGAUGAUGAUGAGAAGGAAACCUCCAGUUCCAAGGAAGAUGAUGGUAAAAGGCCAGGUCCAGACUCAAAAGCAGAUGCUGGUGAAAACCCAGGUCCAAGUUUAGGAAUGUCAGGACCAUUGCCUUCAUUCCAAGCUUUGCAUGAACUUUUCAGACCGCCAAUACCGGGUGCAUGCGGAAAUGGGCAACCAUCUAUCCCAAAUUUUGACUUCUUAGAAGAGUUACAGAAAAAUGCGAACUUAUAUGGAGAAAUUCAAAAGGGAGCAAAUGGAGUUCCAGGAAAUCUUCGUGGAGUUGAUCCAAACAAGGAUAACAACAAAGAAGGUGGAGAACAGAAGGGUACUAAUGUGGCUCAGGGAACCGGAGAUGCGGUUGAGAAAAUAAAGGAAGAGAAGAAUGAAGAAGCUACCGUAGGGGGAAAUAAAAAGGAAAAAAAGAAACAAGUAGUUGUGGAGGAAGUUGAGGAAGAAAGAAACAGUGAAGUAAAUGUUAAUGAGUCCAACAAUAAAGAUGAAGUAUUUGAGGAUGCAGUGGAGGAAGUUGAGGAUAUACAGCAGCCACAUUCACUACCAAAACUCCCACCACAGAAGCCGGAAAUGAGUCAAAUUCCGCUACCCCCAGAACAAGCAAAUUUUCAACCCUUCGCAAACAUUGCCUUUCCAGGUAUGCCUAAUCUGGAUUUGUUACUUGGUCCACAAUUAGCAAACAGACAAGGAACUAGCGCACUAGCAAGUUUUGUUAAUAAAUUGAAUUUUCUUGGUAUCGAUGCUAGAUUCGCUGUAAAUACAACUUUUCUAGCUGGACUUGCUUACUAUAAGAUUAAAUAUUUCGUAUAUACCAUGAUGUUUAUUAUAGGGCUGAAUUUAUUUAGGGAAUUAGGCAACAUCUUUAGUAAUCUGCGUAGAUAG
Molecule: messenger RNA, 1662 nt
Organism: Plasmodium inui San Antonio 1
Lineage: Eukaryota; Apicomplexa; Aconoidasida; Haemosporida; Plasmodiidae
Exons: 2
Coding region: 1-1662 (553 amino acids)
Source: RefSeq, a predicted model, not a curated record